Pieris macdunnoughi is the source of this 450-nucleotide messenger RNA. Lineage: Eukaryota; Metazoa; Arthropoda; Insecta; Lepidoptera; Pieridae. The record is from the annotation of a GenBank genome assembly.
AUGGCCGAUAAGAUUUCCUUUGUUAAUAUGUCCCAUGAUAAGAGUGCAUGUACACAGUACAAUAAACCUGUCUCUGAAGUAAAUAGAUCUUUUUCGGAAUCAGACAUGAGUACUAUCGGUGGAACCGAAUACACAACGCCAACAUCAACAAGGCACAUGUUUGUUUCAACUCGCUUGAAAAGGAAAAGAGAAGAUAUUGAUUUAUCUACUGAACUAUCUAAUUUCAAAGAGGAAAUAAAAAAUAUCAUGACUACCAUGAUUAACGAGCAUAGCGCUGAACUUAACAAAAUCAAUCCAACUCUAGCAGACAUAAAAAAUACUAACCACAACAUUGAAAAUGCAUUUCUCAUGGCGCAAAAUGAUGAGUAUAAGAAAAAAAUCGAAAAAUUGGAACAACAAUCACAGCAAGAUCGGCUAAAUAUAGCAACACUGGAGGAAAAAAUAGAAUAA